Molecule: messenger RNA, 2664 nt
Organism: Anarrhichthys ocellatus (wolf-eel)
Lineage: Eukaryota; Metazoa; Chordata; Actinopteri; Perciformes; Anarhichadidae
Gene: ddx28
Product: DEAD (Asp-Glu-Ala-Asp) box polypeptide 28
Exons: 1
Coding region: 196-1896 (566 amino acids)
Molecular function (GO): nucleic acid binding; RNA helicase activity; ATP binding
Source: RefSeq, a predicted model, not a curated record
CCAAGAAAGCAUGGCGACACUGCUGUCAAGAUGAUCUGGAUACUAACAGAUUUACAGUGUUUUUUGAACAUGUAAAGUGACUUUUUAGAUUCACAGUACACUAAACUGGCCUCGUCUUCAUCUUCUAGUCGUGUAUUUGCGUUUUGAUUCUCGUCAGCUGACUCUUGGCUGCUGACAAGCGAGUUAAACACCAAAAUGCACUCCGUGAAGGUCGGCUAUUUGGCUUCGGCUGUGUCGCGAGCUCUCUGCUCAAGUGGAAUUUACUGUCGUGAGUUCAUUAAAGUGUCUGCCUGCUGUCGUGUUCAUCGGUGUGUUAGUCAGACUCGUUAUUGUCGAACAGCAGCCACGCCAGAGGAGACAGUUAUUCGUAUUCCGCGCUCCAUGCAGAUGCGCGUUGAAAAUGUAAAACAGACUCGAGGCCAAAACAAAAUCAACACCAUCAAAGCUGGCAAGCUCCUGAUCCAGAGCAAGAACCCUGAUCUGAACCAGUCUGUGGGAUUCACCCUUGGGAAGUUCGAGCAGCUCAGUCUUUGCUCUAAAGGAUGGAAGCAUAACAAAUCCUUCGGUGACUAUUUCACCAUCAACAACAUCAAGACUGUUGCGCCCUUUGUUGCUGAAAAUGAGGAUGUCGAAAAGAAAGCAUCGGUGACUUUUAACAACCUCCACAUCUGCAAGGAGCUGGUGGAAGCUUUGGACAGUGUCAACAUCACCCAUCCUACCACUGUACAGCUGCAGACCAUCCCAAAGGUGAUGAAGGGUCACAACGUCCUCUGUGCUGCGGAGACGGGCAGCGGAAAAACACUGAGUUACCUCCUGCCUGUUCUUCACAGACUGCAGGCCGAUAAGGAGUCGGAGAUGCACGCUGCUGAGGGCGCACAAAAGACUCGUGCCGUGGUUCUCGUGCCUUCCAGAGAGCUAGCUGAGCAAGUGGCGGCUGUGUCCAGGACUUUGUGCGAUCCCUUAGGCUUGGUGACGAGUACUGUGGGUGGGGGGCGGGGUGUGGGACACAUCAAGACGGUCUUUAAGAGGAGUCAUCCAGAUAUUUUAGUGGCCACGCCGGGUGCUCUGGUCAAGGCCCUGCGGAGACGCUGCGCGGACUUGAGCGAGCUGAGCUUCUUCGUGGUAGACGAGGCUGACACCAUGUUCGACCCCAGCUUCUCGGACAUGCUGGAGAACAUCCUGCUCCACACACGCAUCGCCAGGGACCCCAAGGAGACGCGAGGCCCGGGCCACAAAGCCCAGCUGCUGGUGGUGGGGGCCACCUUCCCUGGGGGCGUCGGGGAAGUGCUCAGCCAGGUGACCGACCUCGGCAGCAUGGUGGUCAUCAAGAGCAAGAUGCUGCACUUCCUCAUGCCACACGUCAAGCAGACGUUCCUGAAGGUAAAGGGCGAGGACAAGGUCCUGGAGCUCCACCAAGCCCUGAAGUUGCUCCAUCGGGAGAAAGGAGGGGGCGCUGCUCUGGUGUUCUGCAACAAGUCUGCCACCGUCAACUGGCUGGGGUACUCGCUGGAUGAGAUGGGGGUGCGGCACGCGCGUCUGCAAGGGGAGAUGCCCGCUGCCGUGCGCGCGGGAAUCUUCCGCUCGUUUCAGAAGCCCGGACUGGUAGAUGUGUUGAUAUGCACAGACAUCGCUUCACGUGGCCUGGACACAUCCGGAGUGCGCUUGGUGGUCAACUACGACUCCCCUGAAUCCCACACGGACUACAUCCACAGGGCAGGGAGGGUGGGCAGGGCGGGAGGGGUGGUGGACGGGGAGGUGCUCAGCUUUGUCACUCAUCCGUGGGACGUGGAGCUAGUGCAGAAGAUUGAGACGGCUGCACGGAGGAGAACUAGUUUGCCGGGGAUGGAGUCUGAAAUACGUGAGCCGAAACCCAAAGAAGUAGAGGCAGCGGAGUAGUUCCUCUGUGUUUGCAGGGUGUGUAUGUGUUGCGUUGGGAUGACAAACUCUAAAUGUACAAAACGUUGUGAGCCAGAUUUGAAUUUGAAUUACAGAGGGCUGUUUUUCUUUGGCCACUUUGACUUGAAAAUAUGUGCUUAAUGUCACAAAAUGUUUUAUAGCCUAUCUUCCCUGAUGAAAAUGUUUGUGCAGAUUAAUCUCCUCAGCAGUUGCUUAUUUAGACUGAAUAUACUUUCUACAUAAUGUUAAAUGAACUGAUGCAGUAUUGUUGUUAAAAAAUGCUUUGACUUCAAAGUAAAAUCCAUUCACAUAUUUUCCUCUUCUUUAUUUAUUUAAUUGAGCAAUUUAGAGAGGAGUGUGAUCUUUGGACCAUUUUCUUUGUAGCAAGAACAUGACUUUAUUUAGUCUAACUAUCAAAGGUGCAAAAAUGUUUUUGUGCAACAAUGACAUCAGCGUCUCCUCCCAAAUACUGAAAAACGUAAUUGACCUGGUUAGUGAGCGUAAAGUAAUUAUCAGUGAAACUGUGUAACAAAGUAAUGUGAUGACUGUGGAAAGCUUGUCAUUGAUGUAUACUUUUUGUAAUACAACCUGUUUGCUUCUUAACUACAUUUAACCAUGUAUAACACACAGAAUGGUAUUGAAAUAAUUUAUCCAACAUUGCAACAAAGCAUGCACAAAUACAUUAUAUUUGGUCUGAUCCGUCUCCUAAAACCUUUAAGACUUGUAAAAAUGUGUCAAUAAAAAUAUUGAUAUUGUCAUGUCGAAAAA